CAUUUCUCUAAAGCCCUAAACCCCUUUAUUCAAAUCUUCUGAGUUCUGAUUCAUUUCUUCAAUCUCCUUCAGUCAUGUUUUCUCCAGGGACGAAGAAAUCCAACUUCAGCUCUAGAAAAGAUCGAACAGUUCGUGCACACACGCCUCCUGUAGGUAAUGGUUCUCCGGUGACGCCUCUUAUUGAGAACAGAAAACCGGUGACGGAAAAUGCUAUCCCUGACCGACCUAAUACCGGCACCCCCGCUCCCUGGGCAUCUCGGUUGUCUGUUCUUGCUAGAAUCCCAACUGUGAAGAAAAGCGACAAAGUGGAUGACGUAGAUCCCAUUCAACCUGUAUAUGUUGGAGAAGUUCCCCAAGUAGUUCGUGAUGAACAGGCUAACAUGUUGCAGAAGCGUGGUUCUGGUGAUACACGCAUCUCUGGUGGGAUGGACAAGGGAACCACUUUGGCAUGGAUUAUAUGUGGAAACCGGCUUUUCGUCUGGAGCUACCGAUCACCAGCAGCGUCAAGAAAGUGUAUCGUUCUUGAACUCCCUUCGAGCAUACUAGAAGAUGUUGAUACUAACAAGAAUUUGAGUAAUGCAUGGUUACUUUGUGUUCUUGAUUGGGAUCACAACACAUGGAGUACAAACAAGGUUCAUCAAAAAAUAACUGCUGCUGGUGUUCUCUUAUGCAAUAGGAAAACACGAGCUCUUGUAUAUUGGCCCAACAUUUAUUCUUCCUCUCCUUCAGUCACUUAUAUCGAUCGGUCAGAGUCCACUUCUUUGUCUAGUAGCGGCAUAACUACCAUAAACAAACAGAAACUAUCAAGUUCUUAUAAUUCCUUGAUUUCUUCUGCUAUUCCUGAGAAGCAUAAUUUCUGCAUAGCUCUUGCAUGUAGUUCUAAUGGUCAACUCUGUAAAUUUAUUUGCUCCCCUACUGGCAUUCAUUGUCAAGAGAUCAUAAGCGUAUUCUCUGAGGGACCCAAGGGGUACCCAAGGUCAUUGGUUUGGCAUGCACCCGAUCAUUCUCUGAAAGAACCAAAAAGGAAGUUCCUUCUGUUGACGGAUGAUGAAAUACAGUGUUUUUCUGUCGAACUUCUUCCUGAUUUUAGAACGUCAAAGCUGUGGUGUCAUGAAAUAGUAAGCGAUGAUGGUGAUGCUGGUAUACAGAAGGGCCUAGCUGGGCAAAAGAAAAUUUGGCCUCUUGACAUGCAAGUAGACAUUAACCGUAAAGUAAUAACUGUUCUUUACGCCACCUUUUGCAAGGACAGGGCCACUGGUUCAAGCUACACCGAAUACUCUCUUCUGACCAUGCAAUACAAACCUGGACUGGAUGUGUGCUCAGAAUCCACUUAUAGUUCACAUAAGAAAAUUUUGGAGAAAAGAUCUCCAGUUGAAGUGAUAAUUCCAAAAGCUAGAGUAGAAGAUGAGGACUUCUUAUUCUCUAUGAGGUUGAAGGUCGGGGGUAAACCUUCUGGAUCUUCAAUCGUGCUCUCUGGGGAUGGAACUGCAACAGUCACACGGUAUUUGCGAAACACUAGCUGGCUUUAUAAAUUUGAUUUACCUUAUGAUGCUGGGAAAGUUCUGGAUGCUUCAGUCUUCCCUUCUGAUGACGGAGAAGAUGGUGCUUGGGCUGUCCUCACCGAGAAAGCUGGAAUGUGGGUUAUCCCUGAGAAGGCUGUUUUGCUUGGUGGAGUUGAACCUCCUGAACGAAGCUUGUCUCGUAAAGGAAGCUCUAAAGAAGGAUCCACACAGGAGGAGAGAAGAAACGUCUCCUUUGCAGGAAAUAUUGCUCCUAGAAGGGCUAGUUCAGAGGCAUGGGAUGCUGGAGAUAGACAAAGACCAGCUUUUACAGGAAUUGCUCAUCGGACUGCCCAAGAUGAAGAAUCUGAAGCUUUACUGGCCCAGUUUUUUCACGAUUUUCUUCAAUCUGGAGAGGUCACUGGUACACUCAAUAAGCUACAGAAUUCUGGGGCAUUUGAAAGGGAUGGAGAGACAAAUGUCUUUGCCAGGUUAAGCAAAUCAAUUGUUGACACCCUAGCUAAACACUGGACGACUACUAGGGGUACAGAGAUCGUGGCUCUAGCUGUUGUCUCCACUCAACUCCAAGAUAAGCAGCAGAAGCAUCAAAAGUUUCUCCAGUUCCUUGCUCUGUCUAAAUGCCAUGAAGAACUGUGUUCUCGACAGAGGAAAUCCUUGCAGAUCAUCAUGGAACAUGGUGAAAAGCUUGCUGCCAUGAUUCAGCUCAGGGAGCUGCAGAACCUGAUUAGGCAGCAGAGCUCAACUGGAAGUGCCUUUACCAACUCUAACUCACAAGAUGAACUUUCUGGUUCCAUUUGGGACUUAAUCCAGUUAGUUGGUGAGAGAGCCCGUCAGAAUACUGUUCUUCUGAUGGAUAGGGAUAAUGCAGAAGUGUUCUACAGUAAGGUGUCUGAAGUUGAAGAAGUAUUUCAUUGCUUGGAGAGAAAGUUGAGUCUCAUAAUUAGUGGAGAUAUGCCAUUCACAUUUCAGCUCCAAAGAGCCUGUGAAUUGUCAAGCAUGUGUGUCACCUUACUUCAUACAUCAAUGAAUUACAAGGAUGAGAAUCACAUGUGGUAUCCCUCUCCAGAAGGCUUAACACCGUGGUAUUCUCAAACUGUCGUGAGGAGUGGGAUAUGGACUCUUGCAUCUUUCAUGCUUCAACUGGUAAAGGAUAUGGGGCACCUCGAUAGAUCAGCGAAGUUGGACUUUCAUUCUCAUCUAGAAGUACUGAUUAAAGUAUUACUUGAGGCAUACUCUGGUGCCGUCACAGCAAAAGUUGAGCGUGAAGAAGAACAUAUUAGUUUAUUGGAAGAGUACUGGAAGAGGAGAGAUACACUUCUUGAUUCACUUUAUCAACAAGUGAAAGGUUUUAACCAAGCCACAUACCAGGGUUCGAGUGAAGUGGUGGAAGAGCAAAAUGAAGAAAUCAGGCAAAAGCUUUCUUCUAAUUUACUUGCUAUUGCUAAACGGCAUGAGGGAUAUCAAACUCUUUGGAAUUUGUGCUUUGAUCACAAUGAUUUGGAACUACUCCGAAGUCUAAUGCAUGACAGCAUGGGUCCUAAAGGUGGAUUUAGUAACUUUGUGUUUAAGCAAAUGUACAACAAUAAACAGUUCGCCAAACUUAUGAGGCUUGGGGAAGAGUUUCCGGAAGAGCUAGCAAUAUUUUUGAAGGACCACCCAGAUCUCCUCUGGCUUCAUGAGAUAUUCCUACAUCAAUUUUCCUCGGCUUCUGAUACUCUUCAUGUCCUGGCACUUUCUGAUGGAGAUAGUUCAAUCUCCGAAAUUGAGGAGCCCACGUCUUAUGAAACUAAAGUCGAACCAACAUUGGCGGACAGAAGGCGGCUCUUAAACCUCUCAAAGAUAGCUGCCAUGGCAGGAAAAAAUGCUGAUUAUGAUACCAGAUUGAAGCGCAUUGAAGCUGAUUCAAGAAUUCUCAAAUUGCAGCAAGAGAUAUUGGAACUCCUUCCCGAUGAUGAAGAAACACAGGAGAUUGCUCAGAAGCUUCUCCCACCGGCCGACCUUAUUCAGUUAUGCCUCAAGAUUGAAAACAAGAAACCUGUUUUGCAUGCUUUCGAUGUAUUUGCAUGGACCAGUCUUUCCUUUUUGAGGUGCAAUACAAGUCUUCUAGAGGAAUGCUGGAAGCACGUGGCUAAUCAAGACGAUUGGGAGACCAUUAACCAGGAAUCCAUGGCUAAGGGGUUGAGCGAUGAGGAAAUCUUGGAGGUUCUUAGAGAAACCGCUCUUUUUCAGGCUUCACGUAGGUGUUAUGGACCGGAAGCCGAAACUUACGAAGGUGGGUUCGAAGAAGUGCUUCCGUUAAGGCAAGAAUCAUCGGAGGUUUCUAUGGGUUCUUCUGUGGAAGCGAUCUUGAUGCAGCAUAGAAGUUUUCCAGAUGCCGGGAAGUUGAUGGUGAUGGCAAUCAUGAUGGGAAGCGUUGCGGCCGAUGAGAGAUCAGAAGACGGUCCUUCACCUAUGGAGUGAAUAUUGUUGAGAUGAUAAUGAACUGCAACAGAAUGAUGAAUCAAAUGUUUUGGUGAGUUGUAGAUGUUUGUUUUUAGUGUUGUGAAAUGGAAUCGGUUCGAACC
Molecule: messenger RNA, 4084 nt
Organism: Cynara cardunculus var. scolymus (artichoke)
Lineage: Eukaryota; Viridiplantae; Streptophyta; Magnoliopsida; Asterales; Asteraceae
Product: nuclear pore complex protein NUP133
Exons: 8
Coding region: 75-3980 (1301 amino acids)
Biological process (GO): protein import into nucleus; transcription-dependent tethering of RNA polymerase II gene DNA at nuclear periphery; poly(A)+ mRNA export from nucleus
Cellular component (GO): nuclear pore outer ring
Molecular function (GO): protein binding; structural constituent of nuclear pore
Source: RefSeq, a predicted model, not a curated record